Messenger RNA from Spodoptera litura, 5158 nucleotides. NCBI's taxonomy places the organism in Eukaryota, Metazoa, Arthropoda, Insecta, Lepidoptera, Noctuidae. The record is from RefSeq and is a predicted model, not a curated record.
AUAUAUAUUGAAGUUACAAUUUAAGUGCAAAAGUGCUAUAAAAAAAAACACAAAAAACUUAGAAUUAAAUUUUUUCGUGUUUUUUUUCGUGUGUUUGUGAUCAUUUUUCGGAUUCGGUAUAUGAAAUAGGUAGAUGAGGUACACUUGGACCUGGCCAGGACGUGGUUGACACUAUGGAGAUCUACUGGAUGCUUCUGGCUGCCGUCUUCAUUGCUGCACAGGCACAGAAUAACCGCAAUGACGGACCUCGGUUUUUGUCCAGAGGUCACUCGUUUCGGACUGUAGUCGGAGACACUUUGCUGCUGCCAUGUCAAGUUCAAAACUUGGGUUCCCUAGUCCUCCUAUGGCGAAGAGGGCCAGCAGUGCUGACAGCUGCCAGUCUGAUGGUGACAAGAGAUGAAAGGUUUCGACUGGUGGACGGCUACAAUUUGCAGAUCACUGAUGUAGGACCACAGGAUGCCGGUGACUACGUCUGUCAAAUCUCAGAUCGUGUAGCCAGAGACCAGGUGCAUACUGUGGAAGUAUUAGUCCCUCCGAGCGUGAGAGCGUCGCCCGAGUCUCGGCACGCGGCCGCCAGGAGAGGUGGCGCUGCUGUGCUCGAAUGUCGUGCGGCUGGCAACCCCGUACCAACUGUCAUUUGGCAUAAACUUGUGAUUCCUGUUUUCCAGAACGACACGAAUACAAGACUAGGAGAAGGCCCACAGUUGCAACUGUCGAGGCUAGAGAGGGGACACAGUGGUCGAUACGCUUGCACUGUCGAUAACGGCGUGGGUGCACCUCUAGUCGCUGAAUUCCAGUUGCAAGUUUUAUAUCCACCAGAAAUAACAGUAGAGAGGUCGUGGGUGCAUACUGGAGAAGGUUUCAGGGCUGAACUGCUGUGCACAGUGCUGGCAGACCCACCAGCAGAGGUGACCUGGUAUCAGAACUCUUUCCCUCUGAGCGCUUCAGAGAGGGUCACAAUGUCCGCCCGAGGAAACAACCACACUCUCCUCAUUGCAAAUGUUCAGCCUGAAGACUUUGGUAACUACAGUUGCGUGGCCGACAACAGCCUGGGCCGCGCGCGCCAGCACGUGGAGGUGUCGGGGCGGCCGGGCCCCGCGCGCUUCACGUCCGCACCGCUCGCUCGCGCGCACACGCGGUACUUACUCGCCUUCGCAGUCGACAGCUACCCGCCGCUGGACGAGCUCAGGCUUCUUUACCGACAGUUGGCGAUCAAUGAGUCGUUCCAGCAGCCUGGCAGAUGGCACGACGUGGUGAUUCCAGCGCCGGAGCCGGCUGGGUCCCUUACGCACCGCGUCACUCACGAGCUCAGGGGGCUGCAGCCAGGAGCUGUAUAUGAAGCUAUCGUGCAAGCCAAGAACAGAUAUGGGUGGAAUGAAGUCAGCGACAUCUUCCAGUUCCAUACUCUAGGCGGCACGCACACGGCCCACGCAGACGAACUAACACCAAUGUUCGCGGCGACGUCCCGACCACAACUGGCAAGUUCUAUACUCCUCGCCUUAAUAUAUGCCCUGCGCCUCAUUUGAACCGACCAAUCAGCGAUCUCCGUUUUAAAUUUUUGACGUUUGUUUUUUUAAUCGUAUGACGAUAUGACACCAAAACUUUCUAGUCGAUAAGCUUUUUAUAAGAGUUGUGACAUGGAUGUGUUAUCGCGAUUCGGUUGAUAUUUUGUAUUGUACCUAAUUUUUCGUGGUUUGGACGCGGUCUUUAAUGUUUCAGCUAAUACAAAAAUCUACUGAAUACUCGUACAUUUUAUUAUAACAGAUUAAAUCUUAAGAAAACAAGUCAGUACUUUAAUAUUUCUUACUGUAAUUGGUCGAAAUUCUGUCGACAAGAUUUGUCAACUGACAUUUAAAACCGCGCGCAAAUUAUAUCAAAGAUGGCGUUCGAAUAUGCUUAAAUUAAUGUUGCCAUACCUCAAAUCAUUCUACCAUUUUGUAAAAAACGCAUAAAUCUUAGGAGUUAUACAAGUUUUAUUUUUUUCUAUUAUACUUUGUGACUUUAAACGCACAUUUUAAAUUAAUUAUUAUUUUGAAUUGUAUAGACGCUAGUAACAAUGUAAUUAAUAGCGAAAUUGUCCUCAAUAUAAGAUUUCUAGCGAUUUUUUAAGAGGAAUUGUAAUUCUAGUCAACUGCAAUUUAGUCUUAACAAAUAUAAUUUGCCAAGGGUAAAUAAUACAAUAAGGUUUAUCAAUUUUACGCUACUAGAGGUCGCUAAGGAGACUCGAACUCUUUUGUCCAGUUAGCUUAGUUGUCACUAAGCUGUCUAGCGAUUUGAUAUUAGCAAAUAUACCCUUGGUCAAAAGACUUUGAGCUACUUUAGCGCCCCUCAUAGGUACUAUGAAAACGUUCAUCAUUGUUUAUUUAUUCAAAAUAGGGAAAAAUCGUUAGAAAACUUCAUAUAUUCCCCGUUUUUUUAUUUUAAAACAUUCAUUUUAUUAAAUGGAACCUAAUGAAAUCUAGUCGUAUCACGUUUAAAUUAUGAUUUUGCAUAAAAUACGCUUUUUAAUAACAUAUAUAUAUUUGUAACAAACAAUAAUAAUGUUUUUACUCGUGACAUCUAUUGUAAAGUGAAUUUACUAUUAUUACGUAGUUUGUAAACUUAUUGUAAGAAACGACAGAAGUAAUUAACGAAGACAGAAGACUUCUGUGAUGACAUUUUCAUAUAAAAGCAGAGCGUCUCUGGUAACAAUAUAAGCAUUUAUUUCAAUGAAUCCUUUGCACUUUUGAAACGUCAAAAUUGAAUUGUCUGUCAAUGAAGCUAGGUGCUCGAUCCAAAAUCAAACAUAACGCACUUUUGAACGUUAAACAAUAUAAAAAGUGUCAGUCUGUCCGUCAGUCCUCUAGUUGUUAUUUGCUCGUAGCAAAGCGUAGAUUCUUAUGUACAAGAACGAGGAAAUAACUCCAUAGGUUACUAUUGAAGCUGAAACUGCAGUUAUCACAGCUGUGGGCUGAGUACAGUCUCUUUACACACAUUGAUAUCUCACUAAAACUUUGCAAAAUGAUCUAGAAUUUUGAAAAAGUCUCCAUAAUUAUAUUGUUACCACUGGUGCUCAAGAUCUGUUGUUCGCUUUUUACGACAUCAUUAUUCGAUAAAACUGUUUCUAACUGAAAGAUACAAGAAAUGCCAUCUUUUCAAAGUUUCCGAUACGUUUUUACGAAAGUAAUAUUAUGUAUUAAAACUAAAGUUUUGUAACCCAAUGGCCAAUAAUAUAUGUACACACAACGAUACACCAAGUUAUGCAACACCAGUAUUAAAUGACCGUCGAAUGUCCGGAAAGAACAUAUAAAGCUUGACCACGAUAUACUGGUUUUUAAAUUUAAUAUAAUAAUUAAUUUGGUAUGUCUCACGAAAGUUUGUAAUUUUACAAACUUGACCUUCGCAGUCACACUGCUCUAUAUAAAUCAGAAAAUCAGUAACCCUACGGUAGUGACCUAACAGAGGCGGAUUUAUCUAAAGAGCGCCCUAGACAAGCAUUUCAUAGGCGCCUUAGUAUUUUGGCGCCGCCGCCACUCUAUGUGCAGUUGGACACGCGCAUCUCACGCACCCUCUUUUUUUGAUGGCGGGGGAGAGGAGGAGUUUUUUGGAGAGAAACACUGUGGGAUUUGUACCUCACUAAACUCACCCCGGUGGCCACUCUCAACACCUGUAAGGGGCACCGGGUCCUCUAAAAGAGACCUGUUCCGAAGCCCCUGUUACGGCACAUCUCUUAGGAGAUGGGGGUCUCCCUUAAGCCUCGCUGUGCAAGGCGGCACGUGACUACUGUGCCACCGUCUUCCCUGAGACCACUGGAUGGGCUUUAGGUGCCCCUAGAGUGCCUGCCCCCACGGAACCACCCGUGCAACUUGCCUAUUAUCUUAACAAUGUAGCAAAUUAAGUUAAGCGUUUUGAGACAACAAUUGAGAACUCAGAUUCAGAUGGAAGACCAUGCUUCGGUGCGAAUAGGUCGGCUCAACCGAAGUGAUACCAUGGUCUCAUAUAAAACUUGUGUAAAACGACAUAUAUCCCGUUUCAUACCGGAUAUGUGAGGUUACUAGAUGCCCAAUCAACGAAGCUGCUACGCACUUUGUAAGUCUUCUAGUGUAGGUGGUGCGGGUGUCCAAGGGUGGCAGUGAUUGCUUACCAUCAGGUGAUCCGUCUUCUCGUUUACCCAUAAAUAAGACAACAAUAAUAAAUAUUUUAUAAACUACGUUUAAAAAAUCGACUUCGCUCUUUUUAAGGCCAGUUAACUUCUCCUGAGUGUAAUAAACAUUUUUCUGAAAACCGCAUCAAAAUUGGAUUAGCUAAUCGCGAGAUAUUCGCGUACAAACAUACAUAUGUACAUACCAGUGAAACUGACAAACUUCUUUUUUAAAGUAUUAGUUUUAAUACAUGAUAAUGAGUUCCACUGACAUGAGAAGUAGGCUCAGUAAGUAUUUAAGUAAGCAAUAAUUGUGUUAGUGAUAAAGGCUAUUUUAGAAGUAAAUAAUGUGUAUUACAAUCCCUAUUUUGUUAUUUUCGAAAAUUUUACGAAGUUUUCCGUUGAUUUUUUGGUGGUAGUGAACGUAAACUAAUUUUGUUGAAGCUUGUGUUAUAAAAAAUAUUAUUAUGUGAACAGAAUUCUACCGUAAAGUAUUAUUUUUAUAACUUUGCAACAUUGCAAUCAUUGAAAAGUACAUAAUAAUUAUUUGACAGUUGACACUAAUGACAAUUCUUAAUUCAUCCUUCCCGCCAAAAUUCAGUUUAGCUACGUUCAUAACCACCAAAAAUAUUAAAAUUUUGAAAUUGAAUCAAAAUUUUAGUCCUGAAUUGUAAUUUAGGUGCAAUAUUAAUUUAGGGUGUGAAUUCAAAAGCAAUACUUCGACACAUCAUUAGGUUUUCGUAAGUAAUUAAUGUUAUUCAUUAAAUUUUAUGUAUUUUUGUGUUGUUGUAUGGGGUAAUAUUAAGAGAUGUUUAUAACUUAUCAGAUCGGACAAACGUUUUUUUUUAUCAAUCUCUACAAACUUACAAACGUUGAACGACCAAUGACAUGUGACUCUAGCUAAUUGGGUACUACAAACGACAGUUUUCUAUGUAUUUUGUACGAGUUUGUGUAUUGUGAGUUCAUGUUCUUUUAGCGUCAAACAGCAUACUAAAUAUUAAUAAAAAAAAAAUUGCUGGAACAAUACUAAAAUGAAGU